Molecule: messenger RNA, 531 nt
Organism: Humulus lupulus (European hop)
Lineage: Eukaryota; Viridiplantae; Streptophyta; Magnoliopsida; Rosales; Cannabaceae
Exons: 1
Coding region: 1-531 (176 amino acids)
Source: RefSeq, a predicted model, not a curated record
AUGGAUUUUUGGGAGUACAACCUCAUGGCUGAUGUGAGCUGGUAUUGGAGGAAGUUGGUGCAUCUGAGAUCCUUUCUGCCCAGAGGUACCUUGGAGGCUGCGGUUUCAGGUAGGAAGCUUCAGUUGAACAAGCUGUAUAUGUUGCUGCUUCAGCAGAGUAAAGUGAGGUUUGCCAAAGUGGUUUGGUGCAGCAUGUCUCUUCCGAAACACAUAUUUGUUCUCUGGCAAUCUGUCCUUGGUCACCUUCUGACCCAAGACAAUCUUAUUCUUCGGCAGAUCCCUCUUGAUUCUCCCUUAUGCCCAGUUUGUGAGAUAGAUUUGGAAUCACAUGCUCAUCUGUUUUUUGACUGUUUGUACUCUCAGCAGGUUUUGAAUAAGAUUGCUGAUUGGUUGGGAAUUGCUAUUUGGCCUUCAAAAUUCUAUGAUUGGAUUGCUUGGAUGGAUGGGCGGCCCAAAGGUCUUUCCCAACGAAUCUUGGUCGUUGCUUUUGCUGCUACUGUCUAUUUCAUAUGGCUGAAUCGUAACUCUUGA